GUCGGUUAUUAUUUCUGAAGCAAAAUCCCAUAAGAGUAACUAUCGCCGGACUCGCAAAAGCGAUUCGUUUUCCUCGUUUGCUUGCAAGCCGAAGAGGAGCAAGGUAGAAAUGGUGGGCGUCCACCACGUGGCGUUAUCCAGUUCGCCACUUGUGUCGUUCUCCAUCUACGCAGUAUAAUCCCUACGGCUCACAAAGCCAACAACAGGUGCCUCAGCAGCCUCAGCAGCAGCACAGCGUUAACACUCCGCCCAACUUUUACCAGUCAGGUGGUGUGCCAAACCGCCCACAGCUGUUCCAGUCACCAUCUCAGUCGAACAUCGCGAGGGUACCGGAUCAGUCCAAAGACACUGUCAAUCCCUCGUCUCUGCAAACAACGUACCUUCCUGGAUAUCUGAUCGCCUCCCAGGCUGGUCGGGGACCACCAGCGUCGAUCUGGGCAACUCCAUCGGUCGAAAAGACCACACCGACAAAAGAAGACGAGAACCCGUUUGCGAAAGAGGCGCCGAUUUUCAGAGACUCCAGGGAUGGUGCAUCAACGUCUUUCAACAACAGCACACCGUACACCUCCCGGACUGGCUUCACUCUUGCGAAAGGCACACCAGGUCGGUCACCGGGAGAGCGCCCGACACCCUACUCUCCUGAAUACACGCGCAACACCCCACCUGAGGAUGAGGACUCCGUUCCCCAAGUCUCGCUGAGCGACAUCCCCCCCGGACCACGACGCCGCCCAGCAGGUCCCGAUGACAGCGGCUUCUCCCUCGCAUCUGACAUCAGCGGCGUGGGGAUCGCGCCUCAGGUCAUCAAGCUUGUCGUCUUUGGCUUCCCGGCACACAUGACAACAAGGAUAAUCAAAGACUUUACGAGCUUUGGGAAGGACCAAGUGCUGAGCCAGGAAAUGGGACCAGAGGGGAGUAACUACUUCGUAGUGGGGUACCGUGACCCCGCGCUUGCUGCCAGAGUGGCGCGGAGGAACGGGGAGUUGAUGGAUGGCAUUUAUCGUAUUGGAGUGAUGUACCAAGACCCACGACAGCAACCGAUCGACGGCAUGCUCCCGUCUACCACCCCACCGCCAGAUGCCUCCCUUGCCCCCGCUUCUGCCACGUCUCCACACCACCUCCAAACGCGAGCGUCCAAUGUCUCCCUCGCCAACACCUCCGCGUUGAUCCCGAACCCACCCAAGAAGUCGACAUACGAAUGGCUCACGGGGAUGUUCGUUCCCCCACCUACGCCGGCGAAGCCCCUGCCGGGACAAGUACUGCCGCCCUCCUUGACCGCUCCGGCAGCGGCAGCCCCGACUCCUGCAGCGCCGACGGCACCAGCGGCACAGCCAUGGGGUGUUACCACCGCGGUGAACAAAGUCUCUGAGUUGGUAUUUGGCUGGUAG
Molecule: messenger RNA, 1385 nt
Organism: Dacryopinax primogenitus
Lineage: Eukaryota; Fungi; Basidiomycota; Dacrymycetes; Dacrymycetales; Dacrymycetaceae
Exons: 5
Coding region: 834-1385 (183 amino acids)
Source: RefSeq, a predicted model, not a curated record